Molecule: messenger RNA, 1029 nt
Organism: Populus euphratica (Euphrates poplar)
Lineage: Eukaryota; Viridiplantae; Streptophyta; Magnoliopsida; Malpighiales; Salicaceae
Product: malonyl-coenzyme A:anthocyanin 3-O-glucoside-6''-O-malonyltransferase-like
Exons: 1
Coding region: 1-933 (310 amino acids)
Source: RefSeq, a predicted model, not a curated record
AUGGAAUCAGACAACGUGGUUACUGUCCUUCAACACUGUCAAGUCUCUCCACCACCUGGUACCACCUCCGAGAAGUCACUCCCUCUCACCUUUUUUGAUCUUCGUAUGGUUGACUCGUCAGCCAAACAUCUCUUCUUCUUCGAAUGCACCAGUAUCUCCAAGAACCAUUUUCUCGAGUCCAGCAUUCCAAGCCUUAAACAUUCAUUGUCCCUCUCCCUCAAAUACUACCACCCUUUUGCUGGAAACUUAAUAUUUCCUCCCAAUUCUGGUAAAACUGAAAUUCGUUACUUAGAACGUGAUUCUGCCUUAUUAAUCUUCGCAGAGUCGAGUAGUGAUUUUAUUCAUCUCACUGGGAAACAGACACGAAAUACGACAGAAUUCCUAUCCUUUCUCCCUCAACUUCCACCAGAGUCGAUGUCACAUGACACACUAGUGGUUCCAAUUUCUAGUUUUCAAGCAACACUCUUUCCAGAUGCAGGCAUUUGUGCGGGCCUCCACCUCCGCCAUGCAAUUGGUGAUGGCAAUUCAGUCGUCAAAUCGUUCUUUAAAACUUGGGCUUCAAUAACAAAAGCUGGAGGAGAUGCAACAUUUUUGAGUGGUGAAUUCGUGCCAUAUUAUGAUAGGACUCAGCUCAGGGACCCUGAAGGGCUUGAGUUCGAGACCAUUAUUUGGAAUGAUCUCGGGAAAACAAAGGAAGAAUGGUCACAAACUCAUCACCUGAAGCCUAACAAUAAGUUCCGAGCAACAUUUGUAAUUAGUCAUGCCACCGCUCAACAGCUCAAGAAACUAGUGCUAUGCCGAUACCCCUUUCCAUCACAUAUAUCGACUUUCACUGUUACAUGUGGAUAUGUAUGGUCUUGCUUGGCAAAGGCUAGAGCAGCAUGUGGUAAAGAUGAUAAUGAAAUGGUACGUUUUGAUACUAAGAUGGAUUAAUGUAGAACUCGACUGGACCCUCCUUUGCCUGCAACUUAUUUUGGUAACUGUGUGUUGCCUUCCUUAGCUCGUGCUAAGACGGCACAAUUGAAGGGA